Truncatella angustata is the source of this 2877-nucleotide messenger RNA. Its product is annotated as alpha-L-fucosidase. Gene Ontology annotation, biological process: glycoside catabolic process; fucose metabolic process. The transcript is spliced from 4 exons. The record is from RefSeq and is a predicted model, not a curated record. Gene Ontology annotation, molecular function: alpha-L-fucosidase activity. Lineage: Eukaryota; Fungi; Ascomycota; Sordariomycetes; Amphisphaeriales; Sporocadaceae. The coding region runs from base 369 to 2747 and encodes 792 amino acids. Gene Ontology annotation, cellular component: lysosome.
AGGGUUGCUUUGCAGUGCUAAGUUUGCAGAUCGACCGACCUCAAUCCCAGAAGGGUCAAGAGUAAUGGUGCUUUUGGAGAAGAGCGGGGAUAGAUGCGGAGCUUCGGUAGAUAAGGUCCCUGAUGCCGCAACGCUGCCGACUGCCCCGAACCUGAUUUCCGAACCUCAGUAGUAUGAAUUGUGGGUUAAGUCCCUGGUCGGUCGCUCCUCGAACGUUACCUUUGGUAUUUGAGGGGCGAUUGAGGUCACCUUCGGACCCUCAGGCCGGUGGUAUAACACCCAUCGCCUCGGUGUGGUGCAUUGGGGACAGUACCACCCAUGGACCGUUGCAGGACCUUUCUUAACAUAUUCAGGGAACUCUCAGUCUCAUGAGGAGGAGAGAAGCGAUGAAGUCCGCUGCCACCCUGUUGCUUCUGGCGAGAGCUGCGGAAGCAUAUUCAUGCUCGGCUACCCCAUCGGCGUCAAGCUCAGUUGCACUUGAUUUGACUCGGUUCUUCAAUAACAAAGCAUUUGGCACGUACCCCGGAGAAGCGGAUUUCAAUGCUUUGAACGAGUCUUAUCCUUCACCUGACUUUGACACUACACAGUACGAGUCUACUGAAACCGGUAUACUCUACUCGUUCCCUGGCUACACGGGACCUGGCGCCUCGGACAAUCUCAUUUGUAACGGCGAAUUCAUCAAUGUACCAGCCGGCUCGUACUUCUCGGCUUCCUUCCUUGUUGCCGGGGACCUGGAAUCUGCAAGCGUGAGCGCAAACGUUACGUUCACAUACACCGACAAUAGUACUUCGCUAUUUGAGCUGAGGAGCCUGAAUUGGUUCAGCUUUUUGACUAUCAACCGUGGCGAGGUCAUCUUUCCAAGCCGUUUUACAGCGGACGACAUCAACUACAAUACCACACACAUCUUUGAACGCGCAGCAUCUAUCCCCGCAGGGAAGCAGCUAAGCUCCAUUACUCUACCAGUUACUACAAACGCCACUGAAGGGAGACUUCAUGUUUUUGCCAUUAGUCUCUGGCAAGGCUCUUCUAUUGAGGUGCAGUCGGUCCGCCCAACGCAAAAGUGGCUGGAGGCUGGUGUCCAGGCUGUCGAAGUCACCAUCAACAAUGCCGGUUCUAACUGCGUUUCUGGCAAUGGAUUGAGCUUGUCGAUUGACGGUCAGGGUGUCCACACAACUAUUCAAGGAAACUUGAAACGCUUGUGUCCUGGGGACCAGAAGACCGUGACGGUUGGUGUGGAAGGUUCUCCGAACCAGACUAUUUCAGCUAAUGUUGUGCUUGAUGAUGGAAUCAAUUCCUCAACAGUGACCGUAGAUGGCCUUGACUUUGGGCUUCUUACAUGGACAUCAGAACUUGACGUCCUGUCUAAACAUGAGAGCCCCGAAUGGUUUGAUGACGCCAAGUUCGGCAUUUUUAUCCAUUGGGGCCCGUACUCGGUCACUGGUUGGGGCAACUCGUCUCCGUAUGAGAGCUAUGCCGAAUGGUUUUGGUGGUAUUCAACUCAUCAUCCCCAAGCUGAUAGGUCCGAUUUCUACGACUACCGGCUGCAGACUUAUGGAUCUCAAUGGUCUUACGAUGACACGUUCCCUGACUUCAAUGCAUCCAGCUUCGAUCCUAAGGCAUGGGUUGAUCUCUUCGCUGAAGCUGGUGCUAAAUAUUUUGUCAUUACUACAAAGCACCACGACGGAUUUGCUUUGUUUGACACAGGUAACACCACAAACCGUUCAGCAAUUCAUUACGGUCCGCAGCGCGAUCUGCUUGCUGAGCUUUUCGAGGCCGCAGAAACGUAUCAACCGGGAUUGAAACGAGGCACAUACUUCUCUUUGCCCGAGUGGUUCAAUCCCGACUUCGGACCAUAUGGAUUCGAUCAGUUCAAUACGUCAUCCGCCGUUUCCUGGCCGGGCAUUUUGGCCAAGAACCCAUAUACCGGGGAAGAUGAGCCAUACACUGGUCGAGUUCCCGUCGAUGAUUUCAUCACUGAUAUAAUGGUCCCUCAAAUGGAGGCCUUGGCUUAUGAUUACGGUACCGAUAUCAUGUGGUGCGAUUGCGGUGCCGCAAACGGGACAGCUGACUUCGCAGCUGCUUGGUGGAACAAGGCUCGGGGUCAAGACCGCCAAGUAGCCAUCAACUCGCGAUGUGGUAUAGCGGCUGCCGCGGACUUUGACACUCCUGAGUACCAGACUUUCUCGUCCGCGCAACACCGAAAGUGGGAAUCCAACCAAGGGAUGGACCCCUAUAGUUAUGGCUACAAUCGAGCGACGCCCGACAGUGCGAUCAUGAAUGCCAGCACCAUUGUGUACACUCUGGUCGAUAUGGUUUCCAAAAACGGAAAUCUGCUCCUCGAUAUUGGACCCCGAGCUGAUGGCAGCAUUGUUCAGGCGGAGAUCGACAACCUACGCGAAGCUGGCACGUGGAUUCAUGCUCACGAAGAGGCCAUCUUCAACACAACUUACUGGUUCAUCCAGAGCGAGAUUUCUGGUGGCCCUGACGUUCGCUUCACGCAGACAGAUGAUGCCUUCUAUAUUCUGUUCCUCGAAAAGCCCAGCAUGUUGGACGGGAAAAUCGUUGUGGCGGCACCGGUACCAGUCAUAACCGGCGACGACGUGAGUCUCCUCUCAGUGGCUGGAGGCGAGUCAUUGGCCUGGGAGGUUUCUGGGCGUGGUAGUGAUUUACAGCUAUCCAUUACUGUCUCCGAUGAUCUUUUAUCGAAAGAAGAGUUCUGCUGGGUCUUCAAGGUUUGCUAUAAAUAGGAAACAUAAUUCAGCCCGAAUUAUCUGUUGAUCAUAAGGUCAUAGUUUAUCGUGAGUGACUACAGUAUAGCCCAAUAUAGCAUCUGCCUGUAUGAUUGCAAGAGAACCUUGAGCAAAUCCCUCCAUAGAC